Mustela lutreola (European mink) is the source of this 703-nucleotide messenger RNA. It is a transcript of the gene NDUFAF8, whose product is annotated as NADH:ubiquinone oxidoreductase complex assembly factor 8. The transcript has 2 exons. Gene Ontology annotation, biological process: mitochondrial respiratory chain complex I assembly. The record is from RefSeq and is a predicted model, not a curated record. Bases 16 to 660 code for a protein of 214 amino acids. Gene Ontology annotation, cellular component: mitochondrion. Lineage: Eukaryota; Metazoa; Chordata; Mammalia; Carnivora; Mustelidae.
AGCGGCGCGGCCGCCAUGUUGCCGGUCACCGUCCGGCCCCGCCCGCGGCCACGGUCCCGGACCCCCUCCAAUCAGCGCGCGCGCCUGGCCCAGAUGGCCAAUCGCUCGCGCAGGGCGGGGCCCUGCGCCGAGCCGACAGAUAACUUGAGCCUGAGCCAAUCUGAAGUCCCAAUCCAAGACAGACAAAUCCAAGAGCCACUUGCAGAGCUCGGCCAGACCCGACACCGCCCCGGAAAAGGGGCGGGCACUGAAGCCUGGCCAAUCAAGAACCGCAGGGACGGUUGCGGGCGGAAGGCGCGCCUAUCGAGCCGCCGGACGCCGGAAGAGGACGGGCCCAAGAUGGCGGCGCCCAGAGGUGCCGGGAGGAACCGCUCAUGUCGGGGAACGGAGCGGUGUGGGGGCGCGUGCGAAGCCGCCUCCGCGCCUUCCCCGAGCGCCUCGCAGCCUGUGGGGCCGAGGCCAAGAAGAGCCCGAGGGGAGGCCUUUAGGAUGGACGAGCCCGCACGGCACUUCCGUCUGCUGCCCCAGGGAGCAGAGCCCGGCGGCGCCCACGGCCCCAAAGGGCAAACGGCGGAAACACCCGAAGCGCUCAGAGCCGAGAGGACUGGGGCAGGGGGCGAACUGGUGCUCCUGCGCCGCGCGUGUGAGGGUUCGGGUUAGCGUGAGACCCUGGGAAGCCACAAUAAAGAGCAGGCGGACCGCA